This is a messenger RNA of Macrosteles quadrilineatus (aster leafhopper), 615 nucleotides long. RefSeq lists its product as uncharacterized. The transcript has 4 exons. The coding region runs from base 1 to 615 and encodes 204 amino acids. NCBI's taxonomy places the organism in Eukaryota, Metazoa, Arthropoda, Insecta, Hemiptera, Cicadellidae. The record is from RefSeq and is a predicted model, not a curated record.
AUGACAACUUCCGGUGUAAAAACACCUCCUUAUAACCAGGUGUUUGCUCGGCUCGCUGCAGACAUGGCUGUUGCCGCGCUUCCGCUUCUCUUCGGUCUGGCGGCAGCCUCCCAGGACUGGAGCAAGGUUUGGAGUGGAGUCAUGGACACAUGUAGUGACGUUUCCUGUGUCAGAGGCAAGGUAGACCUAGCUCUAGACAGAGCUCUCAACAUGUCUACCAUCCCCCUGGUAGAGGGGGUGACUCUGGUCAGGACCGACCAUCACUUGUCACCCGCGGGUCGUCAGGGAGGUCAGGACAUCCUCUCAAAGUUCAUCCACCUCGUCACCACCAGGAACAUCAAUAUCGAGCUGGGAAACGUCAAUGGUGAUGGACGUGGAAAGAAGAAGAAGUACAUGGAGUACUUGUAUCUCGCUGCCCUCGUCGCAGCGAUCGUCAUACCUCUGAAGCUGCAGGGCUUGGCUCUAGUAGCGGGGAAGGCUCUACUGAUAGCAAAGGUGGCGUUAGCACUGGCUGGAUCAGCGCUGCUGAAGAAACUGAGUCAUGACGAACAUCAUCGGAGAGUUGACGUCGCGUCAGCUGAUCCUUACCUGCUGGCCUACCGAGAACAAUCGUGA